AUGAACGUUCCUGGUUAUUUAAAGAUUUCUGACUUGUUACGUCAAAAUGAAGUAAAGGAAAAGGGUAAAGGAAAAGCCAAUGCCGCUGAUCUUGCAACAGUCUUGUUAAAACAUGCAAACAAAGUUCAAGAAGAAUGGAAGAAUAAUUUGUCAAAUUUCAAAGAAAUUCUUCAAAAAAGUCGAAGUAUUCAAAAGGAAUUUCGAGAUGAUGAAUUAUUGGAAGAUGAAUAUGGAUCUGAUCUUAUAUAUAACAACCUUCCAUCUACAUAUUAUUAUGAUGACUAUUCCGAUAGUGAUUCUGGUACACAUGAUGAAGAUCUCGACUUUGACCGGGAUAAAAAUGUGUCAUAUGACAAGGAAUGUCAGUGUCAAUUACAUAUUGCCUCAUUCUGUGAUGCAGAUGGAGCGAUAACUCCCGAAAAGUUAUGUACAAGCAUUUUUACAAUACUGAGGUCAGAUAUGGGAGAUGACGAUAUUCAAACAGAAUUGGUCGAUCUCAUUGGCUUCGAUAACCUAAAUUUUGUUACUACACUGGUAACUAAACGGUUGACAAUCCUUGAAAAUAUUAUUAGUAAAUCACUAUUAGUAGAAACCCCACCAGAUUCACAGAAGCAUUCCUCUAUUACUAUAAUUAAACCUAAAGAUAAAAAUCCAGUGAAUGAAAGGAUACCAAAGCAUGCAUGGAGGGAUCAGAAAAAAACAGCAAAACAAAAAAGCACAGAGGAAGAAGAUUUGAACUCGGCAAAUAUUUUAGGGUUUAGUGCUGAUAAAUUACGAGCCAUUCGGGAAAAUGCAUUGCGUACCGCAACAGAUAGUCCGCUACGUCCCAAAAGUACGGGUAGCGUACUUUCCGUGUUUGGAAGCACAUAUUCUCUACCAGUUGGCACUAAACGUGAAGAUUUUGAAUAUAAAACACUGAAUCGCGUACAAUCACUUGUUUACCCUGUUGCAUAUAAAAAAAAUGAGAAUUUAUUAAUUUGUGCCCCUACCGGAGCGGGAAAGACAGAUAUAGCCAUUCUUACAAUACUACGUACGAUAAAGUGCUAUUGCUUUCCGGAACCGUUGGUCCAACAGGAGCCUCAAGAGUUUAUAAUAUAUCGAGAUGAUUUUAAAAUCGUGUAUAUUGCUCCUAUGAAAGCUCUUGCUGCCGAAAUUGUAAAAAAACUUGGCGAUCGACUAAAGUGGCUUGAUGUGCAAGUUAGAGAACUUACAGGAGACAUGCAACUGACUAAAUCUGAAAUUUCAAAUACACAAAUUAUUGUUACGACCCCCGAAAAAUGGGAUGUGGUUACAAGAAAAAGCACAGGAGACGUCGAGCUUUCUCAAAAAGUGAGACUUCUUAUUAUUGAUGAAAUUCAUUUAUUACAUGAGGAUCGUGGUGCUGUUCUUGAAAGUUUAGUCGCACGUACCCGUCGUCAGAUCGAAUCAAGUCAAAAUAUGAUCCGUAUUGUAGGCCUUUCCGCUACGUUACCAAACUAUGUCGAUGGAUUAUUUUAUUUUGACGGUGGUUUUAGACCUGUACCGUUAGAACAACAUUUUAUUGGUGUCAAGGGUAAGCCCGGCUCAAUUAUUUCUAAUAAUAACCUCAAUAUGGUUUGCUGGAAGAAAGUCUUGGAUCUCAUCAGAGAAAAACAUCAAGUGAUGAUUUUUGUUCAUUCACGUAAAGAUACCGUUAAAACGGCAAAGGUGCUACAUGAGUUUGCAUCCGAAUAUGGAUGUUCAGAUUUAUUUGAUGUGUCUACUCUUGAAGGGUAUAGUCUUAGAAAGCGAGAUGUUACGAAAUCAAGAAAUAAAGAAUUAAAAGAAUUGUUUGAAUAUGGUCUUGGUAUUCAUCAUGCCGGCAUGUUGAGAGCUGAUCGAUCAAUGACAGAGCCUUGGGGUGUAAAUUUGCCGGCUUAUGCAGUAAUAAUUAAGGGAACGCAAGUAUAUGAUUCUCAAAAGGGUAGAUUUGAUGAUUUAUCAAUUUUAGAUGUUAUGCAGAUCUUUGGUAGAGCAGGUCGUCCCCAGUAUGAAACGCAUGGCGUUGGCUAUAUUUUGACAACAAAUGACAAACUAUCACACUACGUGUCUGCAAUGACACAACAACAUCCUAUUGAAUCAAAAUUCGUAGAUAAAAUGGUUGACAAUUUGAAUGCGGAGAUUUCACUCGGCACAGUGACAAAUGUUGAUGAAGGAGUUCGAUGGCUGGGUUAUACUUAUCUGUUCGUACGUAUGAAAAAGAACCCACUUGUAUAUGGAAUGAAUUAUUCGGAAAUAGAAAAUGAUCCAGAGUUAGGUAAACAACGACGCGAACUUAUUGUGAAUGCUGCAAAGACACUUCAUAAAAUUGGAAUGAUCAAGUUCUACGAAGAUACUGAUUAUUUCGAAAUUCAAGAUAUUGGUCGAAUCGCUUCCAAUUUUUAUAUAACAUACAAAAGCAUGGAAAUCUUUAAUGAAAAACUGAAAGAAUCUAUGAAAGAAGCCAAUAUCCUAUCAAUAAUAAGUCAAAGCAGCGAAUUUGCGGAUUUGAAAUCAAGAGAAGAGGAGGCUAAAGAACUUGAAAGACUUAAGGAAAAUGCUUGUCCUUGUCAAAUUAAGCAAACUACCGAUGAUACUGCUGGAAAAGUCAAUAUUUUAUUACAAGCAUACCUAUCAAAUGCUAAUCUUGAAGACUUUGCUUUAAUAUCUGAUUCAGCGUAUGUAAUACAGAAUACAAGUCGCAUAGUUCGAGCUUUAUUCGAAAUUGCUUUGAAUCGUAACUGGGCUCAAGUUUCGUCCAUUUUAUUAGAUUUAUGUAAAUGUAUUGACAAACGUAUGUGGACGUUUGAGAAUCCUUUGGCUCAAUUUAAACUGCCUCGAGAGAUUAUAAUGAAGCUUCAAAAUAAUUCACACAUCCCUUCAUUAGAGGACAUGAGAGAUAUGUCCUCGGCUGAACUUGGACAAUUAGUUAGGCAGAAUAGCAUGGGCACUUAUAUUUCUAAAUGUGUAGACAUGUUUCCAAUGCUUAAAUUAGAAGCACAAGUUGCACCUAUUACACGUAAUAUUCUACGAGUAACUCUUAGUAUUACUCCUGAUUUCGUUUGGAAUGAUCGUAUUCACGGUAUUGUAGAACCAUGGUGGAUAUUCGUCGAGGAUUCUGAAAAUGUUGAAUUAUAUCAUUCAGAAUAUUUUAUAUUAAACAGGAAGCAGCUUGGUGAAACUCAAAAGAUUGGGUUCGCAAUUCCAAUCCAAGAAUUACCUCCUCAAUUAUAUAUUCGUGUCAUAUCAGAUAGGUGGAUAGGAGCUGAGGCAUUUCUUCCAGUUUCUUUAAACAAUCUGGUUUUGCCUAAAAAUUAUCAUCAACAUACAGAAUUGUUGAAUUUACCUCCAUUACCUGUAACUGCUCUUAAAAAUAAAACACUUGAAAAUAUAUGUUCUAAGAGAUUUACUCAUUUCAAUCCUGUACAGACCCAGGUAUUUGAAACAAUUUAUAAUUCUUCAACCAAUGUAUUGGUUGGCGCACCUACAGGAUCAGGAAAAACGGUUACUGCUGAGUUAGCAAUGUGGUGGGCAUUUCGUGAACAUCCACGUUCCAAGGUAGUUUAUAUCGCUCCAUUAAAAGCUUUAGUUCGCGAGCGUGUAGAUGAUUGGCAAUCUAGGUUAACAGGUCCAAUGAAAAAACGACUUGUAGAGUUAACAGGAGAUGUUACCCCGGAUUUGCGUUCUAUUGAAAAUGCCGAUAUCAUUAUUACAACACCCGAAAAGUGGGAUGGUAUAAGUCGUAGUUGGCAACAUAGAAGUUAUGUUAAAGCCGUUUCACUUGUGAUUAUUGACGAAAUUCAUUUACUCGGUGGUGAUAGAGGACCUAUUCUAGAGGUUAUU
Molecule: messenger RNA, 3840 nt
Organism: Funneliformis mosseae
Lineage: Eukaryota; Fungi; Glomeromycota; Glomeromycetes; Glomerales; Glomeraceae
Source: the annotation of a GenBank genome assembly